Xyrichtys novacula (pearly razorfish) is the source of this 9559-nucleotide messenger RNA. NCBI's taxonomy places the organism in Eukaryota, Metazoa, Chordata, Actinopteri, Labriformes, Labridae. The record is from the annotation of a GenBank genome assembly.
CACCAGCAAGAGUGUGGGCACACUCUCUGGACUCAGGGUCUGCUCUGAGUGGGCUGUUACUGUUACUCAGUCCAUUGUAGAGAAUAAAAAUGCAGGAGAAAUUCAGCUGCACUGCUUUUGACUUCAUAGCAUUAAGACAGGACUGUGUUAUGAGUUCGGGUCACCAGAGGUCAGCAUUGUGCGCUCUGCGGUCUGAGUCUGUCAUUUAACAUGGCGUGUUAACAGCAGCAUGUACUACAGACCGUUGUCUUCAUCGUUUUUGCAGGUCUGGUGAAUUCAUUUUCAAAGGCUGAUGAUGGCUCUCAGCCGUCGACACUCAUGAUGGGUCGGGUUUAUGGUCUGGGUUCCCCCACCGUGGAUUGGGAUGCGCAGUGCGCUCUGCAGCCGCUGCCAACUGGGACUGCUGCAGUGUAAACAAGACUGUCCGAGGCUGCAGCGCCGCUGCUGUUUGUAGGCGAAAACGUAACAGCGUGGUACCAAUGGUAGUUGACUUUUCGCCUUCAACGAGCAUAGUUUCAUCACGGAUCCACCAUGGGUUUGUUCGUGCGCAGUUACCCUCACCAUGGAGUGGAGGAGCUGGUUUGAUCUCCUCCUUUAAAAUCCUCUUGAUUUGCAUGUGUGUUUCUCCCAGCGCGUAUUAAAUCAAAUGGACUUUACUGCGGAGGAGAGGGAGUCGGAAAAUGACUGAUAACCAGGAAACCCCUGAUGCUGAGGAUAGUCCGUCCGGGGGCGCGACCUUGCCGCUCCGGCCGCCCUGCGAGCGUCUCCCCUGCCAUAAGAGCAGCGUGUGCUCCCGCUCCUACUUCGUGGUGGUGAUGGUGUUUUUUCACGUCUACAUCAUUAAUGUUAUUGCGCUGCUACUCUACGUGCACUACAGCAGUGGGCAGGGAGAUGACAACCGGAGUCGUGAUGCACCCCGCGGUGACCAUCGGCGCACCGAGUCGGGACGUCCGCCAUCAAAAACGGACUUUCUGCGUGAUGUUUCCCUGACAAGAGUCGAAGGAAUACGAGUGAGUUGAAUCAUGAUACUCGUCUCCUACUCUGUGAUUUGUUUCUCGGUCUGUCUCCCACACACACUCAUACACACAAACCGAUUCUCUUGUGUGUUUUUCAGGUGGGACACGUGCAGAAGCUGUCACUAGUGCCAGGGAAAGUGCACGAGAUGCGGACCCUGAGUAUGAAACCUCUUCUGUUUGGUGAGAGACCAAAGAUCCACUGAACAAAUCUGCAGCACACCCACACCAGCCUCUAGUGGCCAAACAGGUUUCUUUAUCCAACAAAUGUAAACAUACCUACACUCUUACACUUUAUUCUUAUACUUCCACUGCAUCAUAACAUAUAGUGCAUGUGUGUGUAAACGCAAUACAUUUGAUGAAACUACUUUAAGCCCUGGGGCAACUGCCUCCCUCUGCAUGUCACAUCCAAUUAAAGGGCUGACUGACUAAAAUGCAGCAAACAGAUUUAGUCAUUACAUGCAAUGAAACGUGCAAAAGAGGGUAGGGGAGACCGGGGCUUGUUGUCACAUUGCAGUUAUCUUUGCCACCAGAGGGCGCAACUAAAAAGUGGAAUACUAGUUUUCUUCCUUUACAUGGUCAGGGGUCGUGUCCUGUCUGAGAAGAGAAGAGCACAUUGUGAGCAGAGAUGAGCAACAAUUAAGCAUUUCGCACAACCCAAAGUAAAAAAAAUAACUUAAUAUAUUUUGAAAUAAGCUUCUUCCAGAUAAAAAUCCCAGCAGUGAUAAAUGUGGAUUGUUAGAGGAGAGAUUAAGGCAUCCUGUCAUACCUCAGUCAUUGGUUUAAGAUAAUUUUAAACUAGAGCUAGAAUUAGCAGACAUGAUAGUUUGGGCCAACAUGUUAUUUGGGGUGAAUUGUCACAUGUUUAAAAGGGAUUAAAAUUAACAUCGAUCGUCUGUUUAUCAGCAGUUGUCACAUUGAAAUUUUGACUCUAUUUUUACAGAGAAAAGAGUGCUUUAAAGCAAGAAGAUAUGGUCAGGAUUUAUGAAAGAAACACUAAACAUGACAGUGCAGUUCCUGACGUGAUGCUGAGAGCAGUCAGACAGGUGACCCGAGCUAAUAAAUCAAUCUGGAGGACAAUAAAGGACUUUAAUGUCAACUACCAUACCUUGUAAGCUCUGUACUGCAAAACAUUCACCCCAGCUGAAAUACAGAGUCAGACAGCUCUCCAAACUCCAGAGCACGUUGCAUAAUAUUUUAUGUUAACGUUUGUUAAAUUACUUUUCUAGCUCAACGAUAAACAUUUUCUGUGCCUGACUUUGAUGUUGACUUUAAAGUAAAAAAAUGAGAACAACACUAAUUUUGUCCUUGUUUUAUUAGCUGCAAAUCAACUGUGACAUCUUACCCCAUGUACUGAGACAACUUAACCGAUGGUGAGGCAACAUGUCACAUGUUCACACUCUCUAUUUGAUUGCUUAUAACUCUGCACUGACACAAGAUAUGAAAAUGACAUGAAUACGAAAUAUAAACCUGAGACUUUGGUCUUUCAUGUUGUACACAUUUUGUUUGUAUUUGAUGUAUUAAUUUCAAGAAAAAUACAAGAGUGUAAAAAGUGUGACAACAAGCCCCGGUCUCCCCUAGCUUGGCUGGGCCAUCCUGUUGCGUCAGUCACUUGACGUUCCUUCCCACAACAGUCUGGACUUCGGCCCAUAGAGAGCGUGUAUGCCCGAUCAGAAAAUAACCGGGCCAAUCAGAGACCGUGUUUCCACUGUUACCCGGACAACAGGGAAAGGCAGCCCCUGAUUGGUCCAUGUACUACUGUAACCAAUCACCGUAACCAAGCAUCUGUGCUGAUGUCAGAUGCUUGGUUACGGUGAUUGGUUACAGUGGUCUGUCUAUCAAGGAAAGUACUCCCGCCCACUUUCAGGGCUUCCAAUGGGCCGAAGUCCAGACUGUGGUGGGAAGGAACGUCAAGUGACUCACGCAACAGGAUGGCCCAGCCAGGCUAGGUCUCCCCUACCAAACAUUUUGAUAUGGAAAAGCAAUUAAAAUAUACCCCCCUCUUUAGACUCUAGCAGGUUUGGUGCAAGGAAAAACAAGUUUGUAUGGAUUAUUCACAGUAAAUAUUAAUGGUUUCACAUGGCAGCAUUGGGUCUGCAAACUAAAAUUCAACAUUAGUGCAAGUGAAAUAAAAAUAUGACUGCGUAUAGGUGGGUGUUUGUUAUGGUCUGUUUUAUUGUCCAAAAAGAGAUGAUGUGAUAACCUAUGUGUUUCCAUAUUUAAUAAUACAGUAUGUGAAUGUGAUAAAAUCAUGCUGAGGAAUUCUUUCAAAAUGAUUAUUUACAUAAAUGUAGGGCUGGGCGAUAUGGGGAAAAGUUUAUAAAAAAAAAAUUUCAUAUCAGUUGAUUAAAAAAUUAAAUUUAACAAUGUUUAUUGGUAGCAUGUCUUUUGCAAUGCAUUAAUUUUAUAUAUAUAUCCUUAUCGUUUUAUCACCAGCCCUACAUAAAUGUGUGAAUUAUUACUGAUAUUGUACAGGAAAGUCAUUAACAAGCUUUUGUCAACAUAAAACUAGAGCAGCUGAAGGUCAAGUGUAGAAAUGUAGAGAACAUAGACUUGUGAUAGAGGAGAAAUGUAAACAUCUAUUUCUGUUUUCUGCAGAGAUUCCUGGUUUUUUGUCAGAGGAUGAGUGUCGUGUUGUGAUGCAGCUUGCGCAGCUUAAAGGUCUCAUGGAGAGCCAGCUGAUGGUGCAAGAAGGACAGGAAGAGCUGGCCAAGGAGCUCAACCUGAGCCCAGAGGAGAUCUUCAACCUACUGGAUAUCAACCAGGAUGGACAGUUGCAGCUUCAUGAGGUGUAUGUCAGUUUGUGGACUGUGAGCAAACAGGCUCAAGUGUUUGUCUACACGUCCUUUUUGAUUUUUGGUCAGAAUUAGUCAAUUCAUGCUUGUAUUUUACUAUUAUGGCUAGAUACUGACUCAUUCUCGAGUGAGGGACGGCAUCUGGCUCACACCGGAGAAUCUGCGAGAAAUCUAUGCCGGGCUUAAAGCUGACAAGGAUGGUAAUGGUAAGAAAAAGCAAAACAUCACAUUAAAAGGGUUUAACUAAAACUACUUUGUGCAGGAGCUAAAGAGUUUACUUUUAAGAUAACUAGUAGUAUAACAUUUCUCUGCUCAUAUUUUGGACAGGUUUGCUAAGUCUUGAGGAGUUCAGACUUCUUAGCAGUGAUGCCUUCCAGCGCUUCCUGAUGCAGCAAGGCGUGAAAAGGAGUCAGCUGGUGAGAAACAGCAGACACACAUGGCUGUACCAAGGCAAAGGAGCACACCAGGUCCUCCAGGACAUAAAGACCAGGUAAUACAGUUAAACUGUAUAAUCUGAUUUGCCGUUAAAGGGAUAUUCCGGCAUAAAAUUAAUUUAUGGUCAAACACACCGUAACACAGAGUUCGCCAACCCGUUGAGACAUGAAUGUUGCCGACCGCUUGCUUCUCUAGUUAUACCAACUUGAGUAUGGCGGCAGGAUUGCAAUACACAGUGGUCUAAGGAGCCAUAAACAAACCUCCACCAAAACGCCACUCUAUAGCCACAAAUAAUGCUCAGAACAGCACCUAACUUCAUCAAAUAGCCAUCAAGCAUCUUUUUAACUUUGUCUAAUUUCUUUAGCAAAGAGACUAAACAGAGCUCACCUACUCUCUUCCAGUAGCUGCUUGUUUGUAGCAAGACCUCGGGCCAGUCCAUUACGGACUGCUGCGGGGUGACGCAGCUCAAGGAAGAACAUUUAGGAUUAUUUCUUAAUGGAAAUGCAAUCAGACCGAGACGCUAAGGCAGAAGAACUACAGCGUCUGCAGUGCAAAAUGAUUAAUAUGACGAUUAAGGAAAUGAUAUAGUAGGCCUGGACGAUAUAGAAAAAAAGCAUAUCGAUAAAAAAUAAAUCAUAUUGAUCGAUAUCGAUAAUUAUCGAUAUAAUUAUUAUAAUUAUUUAACAUAUAUUUUAAUUGCAGCCCUGGAUAUUUUAUGCUAUUGCUUAAUGACCUACUUUUAAUAAAGAACACACAACCUUUAUUCAACCACUUUUUUUAUUUUACCACAACUGAAAGUUUUUUAAAAAGGAACUAAAAAAAAAAAAUCAACUUAAGUGGCCUGAGUGACGUCAGUAAAUACUGACAAACAUAAAGACUAAAGUGACCAGAAAAUCUGAUAAAUAAAUAUUUAAAUAGUCUUUUGAUGAAAAUAAACAAAACAAACAAAUAUAUAAAUAAACAGAAUAGCUUUAGGUGGGAAUAGCAUACUACCAGUUUUAACUGUGUGAGAAACUGCCCACAGCCUGGUGUCUGAACACUGAAAUAUUUCUCCCGGGGUCGGGAGAUUUAUUUUUUUUAAUUAUCAUGUGAUUGACUUAAUACACAAACUAAGCACGAGAAGCAGGACUUAUCCACGCCGGUGUUGUGUCGUAGAAUGCACCCCUGCCGAAUGCACCCCCUGCUAGUAGCCAUGAUCCAAAUACUCGCGUCUUUGUAAAAUAUGAGCUCAUUUGAACGUAUUUCCUCCGCACCCUUCUCACAUUUUCAACCCCUGACCCAUUUUCAUGCCUGAAGCGCUGUGUUUGAGAAAUACUUGCGGCCGGGCACUUCAUAUCGCGGGUCGAGAGUGGCUAGAAGCUGGUCGAAGCCAGGCUUUUCAACGGUAGUUAUUGGCAGUAUGUCCCUCGCUAUGGAGCAUGUUACUGCAUGGGUGAUGUCCUUAUGCCGCUCGGACGCUUUGUCGUAUUUUGACAAGAAACGAAGUCCAGUUUGGUCGGCUUCACAUGCUUUGUGCUGGUGCUGGCAGCGGUUCCAGAGGAUUCCUCCUCCGACGACGACGUGGAGCCGCGGCGCGGCCGACACAGCUCGUACUCCUGCGGGUGCGACCGGUUUAGAUGGUAAAACAAGUCGGUUGUGUUACCAGACUUGGUUUUUACUAAUUCUCUGCAAAUUUUGCAAACGACCGCUGUUCGCUUUUUGUCAGACUUCUAAAAACCAAAACAUUGCCAUGCUGGUGAACUACUGAAACCUUUUUUCGGGACACUGUCCUCCGCUUCUCCUUGCUGUAUCAUUUUUUCUAAUACACGUGCUGUCUGUUGUGGUUUGGUAAGGGCUGGGCUUGGUGCCGUAGCAUACCUGGGUCUGCGUUUGUGAUUGGUUGGGAGGAAGUAAUGACUGUAGUAAAAGCUACAUGAUAGGCUAUGAUGAAAAAGAAAGGGAAACUGUGUUUUUCUAUCGAACUUUUUAUCGACCCGUUUUUUUUCUAUCGCACCACACGUCUAUCGAUCGAUAUAUAUUGUUAUCGAAUUAUCGUCCAGCACUAUGAUAUAGUAAUGAUUAUAAAGUGUAUUGCUAUCGUGCGGUUGUUACUAAAUUAAUAUUACACCGGAAUUUUCCUUUAACACGAAAAGACAAAAAAAAGAAAUAUUUUUCCCCUGGGUUCUCCAACUUUUCCCUUUCUCUAACAAAGGGUGACUCGCCUAACUCGGCUUCCGCCCUCAUUGGUUGACCUCAGUGAGCCUCUUCAGGUGGUUCGCUAUGAAGAAGGAGGACACUACCACGCCCACCAUGACAGUGGCCCAGUGUAUCCCGAGACAGCGUGCACACACACACGACUCGCUGCGAACACCUCAACCCCUUUUGAGACAUCCUGCAGGUGAGGGAACUGUGGCCGCACGGCGCUCAUGUAGACAGGACUGCUCAAUCACCUUUCUUUGUGUGAUUACUAAACCUAACACUUCAUUGUGACAGCUGGCAUGUUAGUUUGUGUGACUCCACAUCGUGAACUUUGAAGAAUAUGUGUGCUUGCCACUUGUAUUCAAAGUGUCCUCUCGUGUUUGCACCAUACGUGUGUGUGUCAAUUUAAAUCUGUGUUGCACACCCAGGUACAUCACAGUUCUCUUCUACCUGAACUCUGUUGAGGGGGGUGGGGAGACCGCAUUCCCUGUGGCAGACAACAGGACCUAUGAUGAAGUGGUGCGUAACUGUGUGUGGGUCUAGGAGUGUGUGCAGGGAGCCCUGUAAAAGUACUGUGUACACUCUGUGCAUGUCUUUCAUAUCUGUGUUAACUCACGUCUUUGUCAGCUGGAAUGUGGGCCUGACGAAAAACAGUGCGUUACUGAGACCGGUUGUGUGUUUCAGUCUCUCAUACAGAACGACAUCGAUCUGAUGGACACCAGGAGGAAUUGUGACAAGAGUAACCUGAGGGUGAAGCCUACCAAAGGAACAGCUGUUUUCUGGUACAACUAUCUGUCUGAUGGGAGAGGUAGGAGUUCAACUACACAACAGUUUAAACACGUGGUUGCAAGAGAAAGGCAAAUGAGCAACUAUUCAUUUAAUAACCUGUGUCUCCAUUAAAGAACAUACACUUUUAAAGGUGGGUAGACGGGAUUCAGUUAAAGAAGCAUCUAUUUGGUGGUGUAUAUACAAAAAAGCGUCAGUACCAGUCAAUAGCUAUUAGUCAUUGAUGACAUUUGGUAAUAUAACGAUAUCGCUGUGUUUUGUUAUGUCUGUGUAGUCAACAUUUUAACAUUUUUGAGCGCUCCGCUCUUUCUGACCGUAAGCAAAGCCAUUCUCCACCUCCCCCAACUUGAUUGGUUGUGAGGCAGACGCUGCUCCCUCGAGUUGUGAGGCACGCUCCACGUCCUCAAAUAAAGCGAGCCCAAACAAAGUUAGCGUGCUAAUCGGACAGUUGAAACCAACCAGAAAGUACGGAAAAUUGUCUGAAUCCUCCUUUGGCCACGACUGCCAACACAAGCAAGAAAACAAAGUAAAUACCAGAGACCAUGGCAGAUUAACAGGUGCUUAAAAUGGAGGUAGACCGGACAAGAGCUAAAAAGCUUGGUCAUAAUCAAUGAAACAAACGAUAGGGAAGCUUCAGGAUCUUAUGGAUCCUGUAGCCUUUAUGCUGGACAGGUAAACCGCUUUAACAAAGUAAGUCAAGUGUCUGUAACAGAAGUGUUUCUUGUCAAACGGGACCUGCUGCAUGUUGUAGCGCCACUAAACCGCUUAUCUCAGGUCCUGGACUAUGUCACUUUAUCCUAGUUGUAGAAGUCCUGCAAACAUUGUGUUUGCUGGUAGUCUGUUGGCAUCUACAUUAGCACCACUGCUGUUUACUUUCACAUUGACUGGGCCCCAUUUGCAAUUAUCUGAAGUAUUUAUCUGCAUUAUAUCUGAAUUUAAUUGGAACGAUAGCAGUGAGCAGGAGUGUCUGUUUGUGGGCGGGGCUUGCUGGAACAGAGAGGGAGGGGAGAGGAGGAGCUGAGGGGAAAACUGGUUAGGAGGGGUAGAGUUUAUUUUCAAGAUUUCUCUCAAAAACUGCCUACCCCAUCUUUAACACAUUUUUGUGUUAUUAAAAUAUGAUGCUUAUGUGAAAUUUAAAAAAUGUGACAUGCAAAGAGUAAAAAAUUAUGUAAAUCACAGCAGUGUGAAAAAAGAUAAACCCAGCUAUAACAAAACUAGCAGCUGUUAGGCUAGACAUUGGCACAUUGGUGCACCCAUGCUCAUGUUAACACUCCCAUCUGGCUAAUGCUUAUUCAUUAUCUUUGAGCAGAUAAGUAUGUCAGAGCUUGCUACUGGCACUAAAGGCGAAUGGGGAAGCCAUGGUCUACUUUGUAUCAAUGUGGUGGACCUAAUUUAACAUCCCAAGGGGCUUUUUGCAAGUCUGGUGAAAAGAAAUAAAUACAGUCAGAUUAUUUUGCUAAUUCAGCUCAUCUUGUAGGCUUUAAAAAUACAGAAUGAUGUGGAGGUCAACAGCACUGAGCUCUUGUUUCCCCUCAUAGGCUGGGUGGGAGAGCAGGAUGAAUAUGCCCUGCAUGGAGGCUGUGUGGUGACACAUGGCACUAAGUGGGUCGCCAAUAAAUGGAUCAACAUCGAUCCGGAUUACCAGCGACAGGCUCACUACCAGCAGUUGGUUUCACAGCAGCCUGAAGAGGAGGAAGAGGAUGACGAAGGUCUUACUCUGAACCCAGACACCAAGAAUUCUGAUGUCCAUCAAGACUUGUAGCUCAUAAACCAAAUUUAUAUUUAUAAAAAAAAGAUCUACCUAGCAUUCCUUAGUCCUGUGCACAACUUUUUUGCCAACACCCCUGUGACCAGUAUGUAGAGACAAGAUUUAUUCAGGGAACGAGGUCACGGGGGAUUUAUGCAACUGUAAAGAGAUGCUGUUGUUUAAUUUAGCUUGAAUAUCGUUAUCCUGUCUAUUUUUCAUUAGUCUGCUAAUUGUAAUAAUUUCCCAUCAAAGGAUUGUUGCACUAGAAAUUCAUGGAAAGACUUGAGACAAUCCUUUGCAUGCAUUAGCUUCACAGGUUUUGCUGAAGCUUUGAGCAAAAAUUGCACUUGAAAAUGGACAUGGCUGCUGUAAUCAUUUUAGUGUCUCUCUUUGUUGUUGCUACCAUGACCAAAAAGAGGCUCACACACCGUCAGUGUGAUGCAUGUUGCCUUGUCGUUGUUCCUUGAAUUUAUAUAAUGAUUUUAUGACAGAAUGCUGUUCAAAAGGUGAUAUUGGAAUGUCUCCUUUUAUUUAUUGAUUGAUUGAUUUUCCUUUAGGCUGCACUGUAUCACUCUCCUACACUUAAUAAAAUUUAAAGAUAAUUA